This is a messenger RNA of Pelobates fuscus (common spadefoot toad), 2791 nucleotides long. RefSeq names its product PAT1 homolog 1, processing body mRNA decay factor (gene PATL1). Gene Ontology annotation, molecular function: RNA binding. Bases 16 to 2361 code for a protein of 781 amino acids. The record is from RefSeq and is a predicted model, not a curated record. Gene Ontology annotation, cellular component: P-body. Lineage: Eukaryota; Metazoa; Chordata; Amphibia; Anura; Pelobatidae. The transcript is spliced from 19 exons. Gene Ontology annotation, biological process: P-body assembly; deadenylation-dependent decapping of nuclear-transcribed mRNA.
CGCGCAUGUUAGGUCAUGAAGGUGAAACGCUACCACCAAGCCCCGGCCGAGGUGGCCAAUCAGAGAGCUCGCACGGAGCGGCGCAACGUGGCCGUCGGCCAAUCGGAGAGAUGGUAUGGGAAGAGGCGGGAGCUCGUGCGCGCGCCCGGGAAAAAGGAAGACGAAGACUGCAGGAGAGGGCUAACUAUGCUGCGGUGCCAGUCUUUGGAUGAUGGGGACGGGUUUCCUGACCUGGAGGAAGAUGAAGACAUCGAUCAGUUCAAUGAUGAUACCUUUGGUGCUGGAGCAAUCGAUGAUGAUUGGCGUGAAGCACAUGAGCGUUUGGCAGAGAUGGAAGAGAAGCUUCCUCCUUCCCAUAUUUUUGAUCGGGCCUCCCCUAACCUUGAUCCACUUGGGGAGCAGCAAGAAGAGUUGGAGCAUAGCCUGAGUCAACUUGUGAAAGAGAGCGAGGAGCCAUCACUUCCCCAGGGAUCACGCACACAGAUUUCACCAGGGAUGAAUUCAUGUAUUUGGAACUCUGCCUCUUCACUGCGGCCUAUCAGAGGACCACUUCUCACAGAGGAUAUGACUCCUCUAUCAAUAUUGCAUGAGUAUGGUCUUGCUCCAUUGCCACCUCCCAGCCAUGAUGAUUUGGAGAGAGAUGCUUCUGAGAGAGCCCUGCCUCGCCGUUCCACCUCCCCUGUCAUCGGGAGCCCACCCGUGCUUGCUGUGCCUAUUGGGACUCCUCCAAAACAUGGAGUAGGCCCUGCUUUCAAUCAGCAGCAGGUGUUGUGUCCAAAUCCAAUUCACAUUCGAGCCUCUUCAUCCCAUUUCGGCAGCCACCCAAGUAACACAGCUUCACUCUUAAGGCAUCCUUUUCCUUCUGCCCUCUCACCUCUUCAACGAGCCCAGCUUUUAGGAGGAGCACAGGCAGCACCUGGUCGAUUAUCACCAAGCCAUUUUUCACGUGCUACAGGACUUCAUACAACUUCUUUGACCUCUGCUGCACCCAAGCUUUUGCAGGGACAUGUUGGUCAAAUGGUAGCUGCUGGAGGGGCUGGAUUUCGGCCCUUUUUUGGAGUUCACCCUCCUACUGCACCAGGAGCUCACUUGAAUAAUUUAAGACCUCAGCCACAGUUCCGCCCAGAUACUACUCAUCUGCACCCACAACACAGACGACUACUCCACCAGCGUCAACAGAACCGCAACCAACACCGUGGGGUAAAUGGUUCAUCUGGGGAUCGCUCUUCCAGACCCUCUCAUUCAGAAUCUCGCCACCGAGAUCCUUACGCAGGCCUCAUGCUUCAACGAGAGAAAGAGUGGGUUUGUCGUAUCCAGCUUCUCCAGCUACAGAGUACUGAUCCAUACCAUGAUGACUUCUACUAUCAGAAUUACUUUGAGAAGCUGGAUAAACUGUCUGCCUCACAAGACAAACCUAGAGAGGGUCCGAAGAAGGAACGCACAAAACUUAUUACACCUCAAGUUGCCAAACUGGAGCACACAUAUAAACCAGUGCAAUUCGAAGGCUCUCUUGGGAAGUUAACAGUCUCAAGUGUGAACAACCCUCGAAAGAUGAUUGAUGCUGUCGCAACGUCUCGAUCUGAUGAAGAUGAAAACCGUGAAAAGCAAGUUCGAGACAAGCGACGUCAGACACUAGUGGUGAUAGAAAAGGCGUUUUCAGUGGUUUUGCAAUUGGAAGACUUCGAACGACGAUUUGCAAUGACCUGUGAGGAAGAGGAGAGACUGGCUUUGCAUGAGGAACGCAAGCAAAAACUUCAGAAGCUGUCUGAGAUUUUCAGAGGCAGAGAAGGAGGGGAAAAAGCGGCUGAAGAACAGUUUGUUCAGAUCAUGUGCAUAAGGAAGGGGAAACGGAUGAUUGCUCGUGUUCUACCCCUGCUGUCUGUACAGUCAGCUGCUUCUCUGCUGUGUACCAUAGCGCAUAACUUGCCUUUUCUCAUCAAGAAAGAUGUUCAAGAUCAGGCUUUACUGUAUCUGGCUGGUCCCUGCACCCUUGUGCUUAAUCAAUUGUCUCCAGCUGCUCUUGCUUCUGUACUACAAAGCCUUUGUGGCUCUGCCAUCACUCCUCCUCAGCAGCAGCUUUCAUCAGUACUACAGAACAAGUUUGGACUCGCUUUGCUCUGCCAGAUUUUGGACCGGGGUGAAGAACUGCUUAAUUCAGAAGAUUCUUCAGUUUUUAGUCAGAGUCAAUGGACAUCUCUAAUUGCACAAAUAGCUCACUGUAUCCUGCAGAUACCAUCUCCCUCCUUGUCCCAGCCCCCCUGCUCUCCAGGCAAUGCUCUGGUUCACUUUUCACGAUACCUUGACGCUCAGAAUCUUAGUCAACUACAGUCAAAACUCAGCUCUACAUCCAGCACACAAUAAAAGUGGCGAUGUUUGUUAGUAUUGGCCACAGAAGCAGCCGCACAAGAUGCUUCUCAGCCCCUCUCUGCUUUGGGGUUUUUAUGUGAAAUGUUAAUCAUAUACUCAGGUGCAACUGGAGUAUUUGGAUUUGGAAGGCACAAUAAUGCCUGAAAUCACAAAGCAACAGAAAGAAUUGGCCCAGUCUGCAGUACAAUGAUACAACAGUGGACAAUACAAACAAUUAAAAGGUGGCAAUGUUUUUAGACCACAGCUGGAACCAAUCUUUUCUCAUUGCUUGUGUAUGAUUUUUAAAAGAAUGGAAUAUUAAAUGGCAUCCAAUUAAUAGCACCAUGAAAACAGGCGAGAUUCAGCUUAAUGUUGGAAGAUAUGUAUCUUAUAUUAUCAACUAAAAUACAUAUUAAUGUGUAAAUAAACAAAGUAUUGAAACAGA